Messenger RNA from Merops nubicus (carmine bee-eater), 479 nucleotides. It is a transcript of the gene EFCAB2, whose product is annotated as EF-hand calcium binding domain 2. The record is from RefSeq and is a predicted model, not a curated record. Lineage: Eukaryota; Metazoa; Chordata; Aves; Coraciiformes; Meropidae. Gene Ontology annotation, molecular function: calcium ion binding. The transcript is spliced from 6 exons. The annotation marks the transcript as partial.
GUGGCACAACAGCUGAAAUUGAGAAAAAGAUUAUAGAAGCUUUUGAGGUGUUUGACCGUGAAUGCAAUAAAACUGUGGAUGUCAGAGAUAUUGGUCCAAUUGUCAGGUCACUCGGUUGCUUCCCAACUGAGGCAGAUCUACAGGAACUGCUUGCAAAGGUAGAAGAAGAAGACCCGGCAGGCUACAUUCAUCUGGAAAAAUUCCUUCCAGUGAUGACAAAAGUCCUUCUUAACAGAAGCUACCGGCCUAUUCCAGAAGAUGUUCUUCUACAUGCAUUUGAGGCUUUGGAUAAGAAUAAAUGUGGAUAUAUUACUAAAGAGGAGCUAGUGAAAUAUAUGACUGAAGAAGGUGAGCCCUUUACUCAGGAAGAAAUGGACAACAUGCUCGCUGCUGCUCUAGAUCCAGAAACAAAUACUGUUCGCUACAGAGACUACCUUUCAAAGUUGGUAAUAGAUGAAACUCAAGAUCUGCCCCUUUAG